AUGGCCAGCUUGAAGUUGUGCUUGCUUCUAGGAUUGUUUGCAUUCUUUCUGCGUAUGCUGGCCAUUCAAGGUGCAGAAGGUACAUGUAGAUUGCUAGGAAAAUUUGAUUUGCAUGGCUAUGUGGAAUCUGAGAAUCGUACGCUGAUCAUAGGAGGAAUGUUUCCCAUUCACUUCAGGUCUAUACCAGAAAAAGAACCAACUUCUUCAGAGCCAGUGUCACCAAAAUGUGAAGGGUUUAACUUCCGAGGUUUCCGUUGGGCCAAAGCCAUGAUACAUGCCAUCCAUGAGGUUAACAAUAGGCUAGAUAUUCUUCCAAAUAUAACACUGGGUUAUCACAUCUAUGAUACCUGCUUUACAACAUCUAGAACUGUUGAAGCAACUUUGGCAUACCUUACUGGGCAGAAUGAAACCAUGCCCAACAUCAGAUGCAGUGCUGGUGCACCUCUCAUAGCUGUCAUUGGAGCUGGUGGAUCGACAUUGACUAUUGCAUCUUCAAGAAUUUUAGGGCUCUAUUAUUUCCCUGAGGUUGGUUAUGCCUCCUCCUGCUCGGUUCUUUCUGACAAGUACCAGUUCCCUUCCUUUCUACGGACUAUUCCAAACGAUGACCAUCAGUCACUGGCUAUGGCAGAACUUGUCCGACAUUUUGGUUGGGUAUGGAUAGGAACAAUAGCAGCAGAUGAUGACUAUGGAAAAUAUGGAAUAAAGUAUUUUAAACAAAAUGUAGAGAAAUAUGGAAUCUGCAUUGCUUUCUCUGAGACCAUUCCAAAAAUAUAUUCCAGGGAAAAAAUCCUAGCAAUUGUGGAUGCUAUAAAAGAAUCCACAGCAAAUAUCAUUGUAGUAUAUUCUUCUGAUAUUGAUCUCAGUCCCUUAAUGGAAGAAAUUGCACACAGUAACAUUACUGGCAAAACCUGGAUUGCAAGUGAGGCCUGGGUUACAUCAGCACUAAUUGCUAAGCCUGAAUAUUUCCCAUUCCUUCGUGGGACCAUUGGUUUUGGCAUACGGAGAGGUGACAUACCAGGGUUAAAAGACUUUCUGCUUGAUGUGCAUCCAGAUAAUGAUGCUAGCGAUGACUUGACUAUUGAGUUCUGGCAGACUGCUUUCAAUUGUACUUGGCCUAACAGCAGCGUACCUUAUAAUACAGAUUUUAGAACAAAUGUAUCAGGCCAAGAGAGAGGAGUAAAUCCUGUGUUUCAUCAGCUCUGUACUGGAAAGGAGAAACUAGAGGACAUAAAAAAUACCUACCUGGAUGUUUCAGAACUCAGAAUAACGUAUAAUGUCUAUAAAGCUGUGUUCACUGUGGCCCAUGCCCUUAACAAUUUAGACACCUGCGUAGAAGGAAACGGACCAUUUCCAAAAAAAUCCUGUGCAAUUAUAGAUGAUUUUGAGCCCUGGCAGUUAAUGUAUUAUCUGAAGAAUGUUAAAUUUACAACCUUUGACAAUGAGCUAAUAAAGAUAGAUGACAAUGGAGAUGUGUAUGCAUCAUAUGACAUUAUAAACUGGCAGUUAAAAGAAACUGGAGAAAUCUCCUUUGUGAAGAUUGGAAUCUAUAAUGAUACAAAAGAUGGGCAUGAGAUGAAGAUAUAUAACAAUGACUCUAUAUUUUGGAACACUCCAACAUUAAAACCUCCCCGCUCUGUGUGUACUGAAAGCUGCCAAUCUGGUACAAGAAAGGGGAUCCAACAUGGAGUGCCUGUGUGCUGUUUUGUCUGUAUUCCAUGUGCAGAUGGAGAGAUAAGUAAUGAAACAGAGGCAAGAGAAUGCUUUCAGUGUCCUGAUGAUUACUGGCCCAAUACACCCAAGAAUGAAUGUGUGCUAAAGGAGGUGGAGUUUCUGGCUUAUACUGAUGCUUUAGGGACCACACUGGUAGUUCUCUCUCUGUUUGGAGCUUGUAUUGUCCUUUCAGUGACCUUUGUUUUUAGAAUGCACAGAAACACUGCUCUUAUGAAAGCCAAUGACCGAGAGCUGAGCUUUCUCAUUCAGCUAUCUCUUGUCAUUACUUUGUUAUCUUCCUUCUUCUUUGUUGGUAAACCAGAAGAGUGGUCAUGUCAGAUCCGCCAGGUGAUCCUUGCCCUGGGGUUUUCUCUUUGCUUGUCCUGUAUACUGGGAAAAACGAUUGUGCUCCUGUUAAAAUACAGACAUACCAAGUUCAAGCCUACAGAGAAGCAUGCUCAUAUAGUCAUGCAACCUCUUCAUCAAAAACUUCUUGUGCUAAUCUCUGUGAUAAUUGAAGUGUGUAUUUGCACAGCCUAUCUUGCAUGUAUUCCUCCAUAUGUGUACAAAAAUAUGGAAUUUCAAAAUGUAAAGAUAAUUCUUGAGUGUAAUGAAGGCUCCAUAGAAUUUUUAUGUAUUAUGUUUGGGUUUGAUGUAUUUCUUGCUGUAUUAUGCUUCAUCACUGCCUUCAUAGCUCGCAAGUUACCAAAUAAUUUCAAUGAAGCUAAAUUUAUCACUUUUGGAAUGUUGGUAUUCUUCAUAGUCUGGAUUUCUUUUGUUCCAGCCUAUUUAAGUACAAGAGGGAAAUUCAAAGUAGCUGUUGAGAUAUUUGCAAUUUUGGCAUCAAGCUUUGGUUUGCUUGGUUGCAUAUUUGUGCCAAAAUGUUACAUUAUUUUAUUGAAGCCAGAAAGGAAUACGGAGGAAAUUAUCUCAGGCAAAGCCACCACUAAUGACAAGAGUGCUCCGCCCAGCUCAGCCUCAUGCACCACUGAGAUUAGCAACAGUACCCUCUCCACUCUGGCACUUGAUGAGUAGAAGAUGUUUUGAGUUCCUGCUCUUUAGCAUUUAUGGAUUUUCCUGUACCAUUGAUUUGCCAUCGUUUCCAAUGUAAAGUUAUAGAUUCUGGUUCUUGGGGGACAAUGCAAAGAUGGCACAACCAAAUUCAAACCAUAUUACAUGUACUGAGAAAAUAAGGCAUGUCACCACUGGGGAGCUUUUAUAGAUGGAUGUUUGCUUUUAUGCUAAAUAAAUAGGGAGUGUGCAGGGUAAGAGAGAUGGAAUGAGGGGAGCAUAUGUUCUUGUGGGAUAUUAAAUGCUUUCCUUUAAGACUGUGUGGAACCUACUCGCUUAGAUUAUGUGUUUCAGCAACUUUACCUGUAAGUAGUCUGCCAGCUUUCUAAUGGCAGAAAACUCAACUCCUUUGUCCCACCCCUGUUCCUGCCCCUCCCCUUCCACGAGACCUGCCCCUUCUCCCAAGCUCUGCUCUCCACUCACUCCAACCCCACCCCUGUUGCUCGCUCUCCCCCACCCUCACUUGCUCACUCAUCACCAGGCUUGGGCAGGAGCAUGAGGUGUGGGAUGAGGUGGGAGCUCUGGCGGGGGAUGCAGGCUCCAGGCUGGGGCCAGAAAUUAGGGUUUCAGAGUAAGGGAGGGGGCUCUGUACUGGAAUAAGGGGUUGUGGUGCAGGAGGAAGGAUGAGACCUGGGGA
Molecule: messenger RNA, 3418 nt
Organism: Pelodiscus sinensis (Chinese soft-shelled turtle)
Lineage: Eukaryota; Metazoa; Chordata; Testudines; Trionychidae
Source: RefSeq, a predicted model, not a curated record